AUGGAAAGAGACACUGUCGAACCAGAUUCGCCAUCAGUGACAUCAUCAAGUAUUCAGAGUACUGAAGGUUCAGACUGUACCAGACCAGUUCGUAUCAGUAUACCUGUUUAUAAAGGAAAUGAUUAUGAUGUUUCUCCUAUCAAUUUAGAUGAAUAUUGUGGUCAUUGGGUAUGUAGUAGCUGUACAAUAUGGGGCUAUAUUUUCUGUUAUAACAGAAUGAGUAGAUAUAAAAGGAUAGAAAUACUAUGGGUUUGGAUAUUGUUGGUUUCGCUCAGUAUUGGUAUGGGUGUUGGAGUAGGUGUUUACGGAGUUAACAAAUUCUCUUCAGCACCAACAGAUAUGGAAAUCAUCACUGAAAAAUACUCCACUUUAUUUUGUGAGAAACUGGUUUUAAAGUCGGAUGAAAAGUUUGAUGCCUAUCGUUUUGCAGGAGAUCUACCCAUUAAUAGAUCUCGCGCCGAGUUAUUUAAGAAGGAAUAUUCAAGCUAUGUUGAACACGGUGAUAUCAAAUAUUAUCAUUAUUAUUUAUUACAAUGGUCUCAAGUUCAAAUCGUAAGUUGUACACAUCAAUUGAUGGACUUUUAUGUUCUAGCCGGAGAGCACAACUUUAAGAGAUGGAAGUCAAAUCCAGAUUGCUUGUCGUGUUAUAUUUAUAAGAUGGCUGUCAAAAUUAAUGGCUGUUUCUUAGAUUAUGAUAAGUUUACUUUGACCGUUUCCGAAACUGACACUUAUUACUUUGUAUUUAUUAACAGAAAUGUAAGUGCAUGGCUUACAACUAAAAUUCAUAUCAAUCGCUACCUUUAUGACGUAAACAAAGCCUCAAAAUUAUGUUCAAAUACAAGACAUUGUCAUAUUCGGGUCGAUUUCGCGUCUUCAGAACAAGUGGCUUAUCAUCUUAAACCAUUCAUGGAUUCUAGUGACACUGUUAUAACAAGUACUUGUAAAGCAAGGUUAGUGUUUUAUGUAAUUAUAUUUGCUGCAAUGCCAGGAUGUCUUGGACUUAUUCUCACGAUCAUAGUAUUCUUUACAUGUAAGGAUCCUGUUAAUAAAGUUCAAAGAAGGAAUCGUAGCAGACCUACAUUUUCUAUUGCUGAUGGGGAAACCACACCUCUUAUUGGUAGUAGAUCACCAUCACCAACAUACAUGGGGAAUAAUGUUAGUUGCUCAUAUCCACCGACGUAUGAAGAAGCUACAAGUUAA
Lottia gigantea (owl limpet) is the source of this 1200-nucleotide messenger RNA. RefSeq lists its product as hypothetical. NCBI's taxonomy places the organism in Eukaryota, Metazoa, Mollusca, Gastropoda, Lottiidae. The record is from RefSeq and is a predicted model, not a curated record. Bases 1 to 1200 code for a protein of 399 amino acids. The transcript has a single exon.